Messenger RNA from Fukomys damarensis (Damara mole-rat), 2035 nucleotides. RefSeq names its product DPY30 domain containing 2 (gene Dydc2). The record is from RefSeq and is a predicted model, not a curated record. Gene Ontology annotation, cellular component: Set1C/COMPASS complex. The transcript has 7 exons. Lineage: Eukaryota; Metazoa; Chordata; Mammalia; Rodentia; Bathyergidae. Bases 811 to 1347 code for a protein of 178 amino acids.
CAGUCUUCCCAGCUCCCUAACCCCCAAGGGUGCGAGAGGCCGGAGUCCUCGACCUGAAGAAGAACACUGAAGAAGAGGAGGAGGAGAGCCGGCCACUGAGGGGUCGGCCCAACGAGAUCCCAGGGGUGAACCAACCCUCCCCCGGCCUCCCCGGUAGGACCUACACGACGCUCAAGGUCCAACCAUGACAACCGCCAGUGUCAGAGGAAGCAAUUGGCGAAGCGCUGAGAAAGCGAUCCGUCCUUCAGGGAGCACGCACCCGACGCAUGCGCAACUCCCCCCAGCGAGCUGCGUCCUGGUGCUAGGCAACGAGAAGCGGCGGGGGGCGGAGCGGAGUUCGGUAGAAGAAGCUGCUUGCGAAAGUUGUUCCGGCUUACAGAUAAAGCAUUGCCCAGCAGGAGAAACUUCAAUAAAUGCUGGUGGAGUACUGAGCCCCAGAGUGGGCAACGCUGAAUUCGCGGAAGCAGGAAGUAUGGGCUGAGUGUCUCGUGGGAUACCGGGUAAAGAAAGACAGCCUGCCCUGCCUGCUGCGUACAAGGUCAAGAUCAAGGAGGACCUGUAUCUGGAUGAGACCUGAGAAUCUGCCCUUUCUACAAGUUAAGUUGUCAUGAAGUAAAAGGGGUAUAGAAGACUGAAGAUUGAGCAACCCAGGACUGUAAUCCCAGCACUCUGCAAGACUGAGGCAGGAGGAUUGCCAGUCCACCAUGAGGUCAGUGUCUCUGCCCUCCAUAUGUUCCCCAUCAUAAUGUCUUGCUUUACAAUGGGCUAAAGGAACAGGCCAAGCAACCAUGGACUGAAACCUCUGAAACUAUGAGCCAAGUCCCCAAGAUGGAAACUGAUUACUUGAAAAGGUGCUUUGGAAAUAGCCUGCCCCAGGCAUUGGCAGAGGUGGCAAAGGUUCAGCCCAGUGACCCAAUAGAGUACCUGGCUCACUGGCUUUAUCAUUACAAAAAAAUUGCUACAGCAAAAGAAAAGAAUAGGCAAGAGGAGAUCCAGCUACAGGAGGAAUAUGACUGUAGCCUCAAGGAAAAGGAAAUAAUGGAAAUGCUGAAACAGGAAGAGUAUCAGAUCCAACAGGAAUGUGAAAAGUGUCACAAGGAACAGAUUUCCACAAAGAAGGCCAUAUUCAUGCAGGAAGACACAGGAACUUUUGAGGAGGUCUUGAAGCAAGAAUCCUUGCCAGGUACAUCCGAUAUGACUCCAGCAGUGCCUCAGCAGAGUCCUCCUUCAGAGUCAGCUGACCAGACUGAGCAGAACUUUGACACUCCACAAGAAAUUAACUUUGAGAAGAUGCCUCCUCUUCAAGUUGCUCAUGAAAUGCUUCUUAGUUCCAAAUCCCCUCCUUAGAUUAUCAGAAUGGAGAGAAUUCUACUGACCUUUCUUUAACACUUCAAGCCAAGAAAAUGAGCAUGAAGAUAAUCUCUCACCUAAACUAAGAUUUGAGGGAUUGUGAAAGGAGGUGUCUGAAAGUUCUCUCCCACCUAAUGACUGAGCUGCUAGUCAUGAAACCCCUAAAUCAUGAGAAAAUUUAAACUAGUUAUAGGAUAAAAUCAACUCACAAUAAGGAUUAAAACAAGUAACAAAACUGAUGAGACUUUUUUCCUGUUUUAUUAUCAUACAUGAGCUCAUAUUUUCACCUUCUUUUUGUAAUAGGUUUCAUGGGGUAUUUGCACGUAUCCUGGAGACUUUCUGUGUCACUAAUAAUAGGUGAUUUUUUUCACUGUAUAUUACCACUAUUUUUUUCUUUUUAUUGUGAUAAAACACUGUGAUAAAAUGUACCCUCUCUACUAUUCUGGAGUAUACAGUACAGUGUAUUAAGUACAAUCAUAGAGUUGUCAACAGUCACCAACAAUCACUGCCAAAACUUUUCAUCUUACAAAACUAAAAUUUCAUACCCAUUAAGUAAUAAUUCACCAUUGUACUCUCUAGCUACACCCUAGAAACAGCCAUUCUGCUUUUCUCAUUCUAUAAUGCCAUUCUAAAUACCUCAUAAAAGUAGAAUCAUGCAGUAUUUGUCUUUCUGUGAUUUUUGUUG